UGAGAAGUCCCAGCUUGACAGUCCUCCCCAUCCAUUCCCUUUCUUGUCAUUCCCUGCAAUUUUCCCCCCCACUUUUUUUUUUUCUAGCUCGCUCUUCUUCUCAUGCAUCAGCCAUCACUCUGAGGUUUGGGGAGGGUCCCAGUCCCAGUUUGGGACAGCAAGAAGCCAAGCGAGAUUUGACAAAUGGAAAUGUGGGAAUUUGGAUUUUUAAAAUUACUGUAACCAGGACAUCUAACAUCAAGCCAGAUCAUUUUCCCGUAUCUUUUUCUUAUUGGAUUACUUAUGAUACUUUUUCAUAAUAAGCUGGAACUGGGACUGCGUGCAACACUGACAUGGCUCCCGUGUAGAGAACAACUCCAGUGAUGGCUCGGAGUUUCGUCGACAGCUGUCCAUCGUAGGACUCAAAGGCCGCCGAGUGCCAACGAACACAUUUCUUAUCCACCCAUUGUCACUCCACCGCAAGCCAUGCCAACCUUCCCUCCGAGAGGACAUCCCAAAAGCUGCACAAGGGGAAUGGCAAGUCACAGAGACCCUCGCUUUCUGCACAACCUGUCCUACCAUCCUCGAUGGCAGCAGGACUGCUUAAAAUUGAGAAGAGAAAGACACAUAUGGACUAAUAAUGGCAGAGAUUGUAGUCUCUUUAAUUCCUUGUUCAUGCCACCAGCGUUGUUAAAACCACAGUUGCCAUUGUCCCCAGUGCAGCAUUUUAAGAGCAGGCAGGUGAGCUGGCUUCUAAUACCCUUAUUGCUAAUCUUAUCCCUACCAUGUCAAGCCUGGGCAACCACCUUCAAGGUGGCCCUGGUUGGACCCUGGACUUGUGACCUCUUAUACUCUAAAGCCCUUCCGGACUUGGCGGCACGCCUUGCCACAGCACGCAUCAACAAGGACCCCUACCUCAACAAAGGCUACUGGUACGACUACACGCUGAUCAAUGAAGACUGCAAGUCAUCCCGCGCCCUUGCCCGCUUUGCUGAGCUGGAAGGCUACGGUGCGGCAUUCCUGGGACCGGCCAACCCGGCAUACUGCACCUCAGCUGCUUUGUACGCUAAAGAAUGGGAUGUUGGGAUUCUGUCCUGGAGUUGCCUGAAGCCAAACAUGAGAGAAGGAGGGCUUUAUCCCACUUUCCUGCGACCACAGCCGUUGUCCUCACAUGUUCUUUUCACAGUGCUACGCUACUUCCGCUGGGCCCACGUGGCCAUCAUUUCAGAGGACAGUGACAUCUGGGAGGCCACAGGACAUGAGCUGGCGUCAUCUCUGAGGGCUUUGGGCCUGCCUGUCAAGCCUGUGGAGACCAUGGGGGCGGACAGCGAUGGCCCAAGGAGAGCGUUGACAAAAGUUCGGGACACAGAUCGGGUUAGAGUGGUCAUCAUGUGCAUGCCUUCUGUCCUGAUUGGCGGUCAAGCCCAGUACAAACUUCUGACUACAGCUUUAGCCAUGCGACUGAUCGACCGCGGCUACGUGUUUAUCCCGUACGACACACUGCUCUACUCGCUCCCAUACAACGACGCCUUCUACUACGCCCUCGGCAAUGACACCAGGCUGAGGAAAGCCUACGACGGGGUGCUCACCAUCACCAUGGACUCUGGAGAGCGAAAUUUCCAGCAGGCCUUCAAAGAUGCUCAGGACAACUAUGAAAUUCGCAGCAGCUCCUCACCAGAGAACGUUUCUCCAUUCUUUGGCACCAUCUACAAUAUGAUGUACUUCACAGCCAUGGCCGUUGAGCAGGCCCGCGCUAAGAGCGGCCGCUGGGUGACCGGUGAGAUCCUGAGCACCAGCCAGGGAGGCUUUGAAUUCGAGGGCUUUAAUCAGCACUUAAGGGCAGGUAGAAACGGUGAAGGCAUGCAAGCUCGUUACGUAGUGCUGGACUACAGCGGCAUGGGCAACUCCCUCUACUCCACUCAUGUUCUGGAGGCUGCACACACAGAUGGCAAGAUUGGAAGCUUGAAAUAUCUUGGCAGAUCCAUCCAUUUUGCGGGAAGCACCCCUUAUAAGGACUCCAGCUGUUGGUUCAGUUCUUAUUUUGCCUGCACUGGAGGAAUGGACUCGGCUUCUCUCUUCCUUCUUUUUCUUGUUUUCUCUAUGGUGAUCGGGGGUGCUGUAAACAUCUUCAUACAUUUCAAGAGGAGCGGCAGAGUUGGCUUCACCUUUGGAGGUGGUGGCACAUCCACCAAAGUGGUCCUGACUCUGGAUGACCUGGUCUUCAUCAACACACAAAUCAGCAAACGGAAGCUGAACGACGAGAGCAUCCUGAAAAGUCAGCUGGACAUGAAGACGCCUCAUCACUCAGUGUCUGGUCGCAGCUACAUGGCCUCCACACCAGACAGCUCCAAUGUUGCUGUGUUUGAGGGGGAUUGGGUUUGGUUGAAGAAAGGCCCACCUGGAGCUGUAUCAUGCAUCAGUGGCGGCACGGAGUCAGUCUUCAUCAAGCUCAGAGACAUGAGGCAUGAGAAUCUCAAUCUCUUCCUGGGACUGUUCUUUGACUCUGGAAUCUUCGGGGUGGUGACGGAACACUGCACCAGAGGCAGCUUGGAGGACCUGCUCACCAACGAGGAAGUGCGUCUUGACUGGAUGUUCAAGUCGUCCCUGCUGAUGGAUCUCAUCCGGGGCAUGAAGUACCUACACAAUCGUGGCAUCAUUCACGGACGCCUCAAAUCCAGAAACUGCGUGGUGGACGGUCGCUUUGUGCUGAAGGUGACUGAUUAUGGCUUCAAUGAAAUUCUGUGUGCCCAAAGCAUCAACAUAGAUGCCGAAAAGCCUGAAGAUCUGUUCUGGACCGCUCCUGAGCUACUGCGCAAUUCUUCCAUGAGGAAAAGGGGCACUUUUGAAGGAGACGUCUACAGCUUUUCCAUCAUUGCACAAGAGAUUAUUUCCCGCUCUGCACCUUUCUGUAUGAUGGACAUGCCAGCCAAAGAGAUUAUCAGCAAGGUCAAAGAGCCCCCUCCUUUGUGUCGGCCCUCUGUGUCCGUGGAUGAGGCCCCGCUGGACGUCAUCCAGAUCAUGAAGCAGGCCUGGAGUGAAGAACCCGACAAGAGGCCCACAUUUCAAGACAUUUUUAAACAGUUUAAAAGCAUCUCCAAAGGCAAGAAAACCAAUAUUAUCGACUCAAUGCUGCGCAUGUUAGAGCAAUAUUCCUCCAACUUGGAGGAUCUGAUCAGAGAGAGGACAGAGGAGUUGGAGGUGGAGAGACAAAAGACGGACGCCCUGGUGGCUCAGAUGUUGCCCAAGUCUGUGGCCCAGGCAUUGAAGACAGGCAAGCCAGUUAAACCUGAGCACUUCAAUGAAGUCACUCUGUACUUCAGCGACAUCGUUGGCUUCACCACCAUCUCAGCUCUCAGCGAGCCCAUCGAGGUGGUCGACCUGCUCAACGACCUCUACACGCUUUUUGAUGCCAUCAUCGGGUUGCAUGACGUGUACAAGGUGGAAACUAUUGGCGAUGCAUACAUGGUGGCCUCAGGGGUUCCCAACAGGAAUGGAAAUCGUCAUGCAGCGGAGAUGGCCAACAUGUCUCUUGACAUCCUGCACUGCAUUGGCACCUUCAAGAUGAGACACAUGCCUGAACUAAAAGUCAGGAUCCGGAUCGGCUUGCACUCCGGCCCAGUGGUAGCAGGGGUCGUGGGCCUCACGAUGCCUCGGUACUGCCUCUUUGGAGACACAGUCAACACAGCAUCUCGAAUGGAGUCCACCGGCUUGCCUUACAGAAUCCACGUCAACCGGAGCACAGUAGACGUCCUGAACAGCUUGAAUCUGGGAUAUAAAAUUCAAGUUCGAGGUCUCACAGAGUUAAAGGGAAAAGGUAUUGAACACACAUACUGGCUUGUUGGAAGGGAAGAUUUCAAGAAACCGCUGCCCAUUCCUCCAGACCUACAAGGGGGAAGUAGUCAUGGCAUCGGUUUAGAGGAGAUUCCUCCUGACAGAAGACAAAAGUUCCUGGAUCGACAAAAGAAGAUGGGCUAGGGUGGUGCUCAAGGCGUAGUGUGUGUUUGAUUGUGAAAAGAGGAACAUGAACCGCAACAACAUCUGCUACGAUUAGUGGAACCUGUUUGGAUUUGCCAAAAAAAAAAGACUUCCUGUUCAAAAAAUAACCUAAAAAGAUGCAACCGCCCGUGUUUCUUCUCUUCUAUACUAUUUAUUUGCACAAAUAGACUUCACAUAAUAUUACAAUAUGUCAUGUAAUGGUCUAAAAAGUAUGUGCAGUUAGAGGGAGGGGCCGAUGUAAUGCUGGUGUGUAUAAUCUUGAUUUAUAGUAAGACGAUAUUCUAUAAACACUGCAAGACUAUUCAUAGACUACAUACCAUAUUGAGUCCAAUAUAAGACAGCACAUCUCUGGAAAAAUAUUUCUACAACGCAGCUUUAUUUGUCAUAUCUGUGCAGUACCAGCUGGUAGAUUGCAAUAAAAUAGGACAUCAUAUAUCUUAGCUGCUUGGCAGGUGUUUGAUGACUGCUUCAUUGAUCACCAUCGUCGCAAAAUUAACAUCAUUCUCCUCUGUUGUUCGAUAACUUGCUCAACCUUUGAGACGCUUUCUUUUCACAGCAUGUCUCCCUCCAGGUCACUGAUGUGUGUGUGUGUGUGUUUGUGUGUAUGUGUGUGUUUGUGUGAGUGGAAGAAAAGCUCCGACCUGCUUGGGAAGAAGUCAUUUGGCACCACCUGCUGGUUUGCACGGUGUCAAGAAGGGGGGGAAAAUGACUACUAGGGAGACCUUUUAAGCAACAGGACUGCUUGAUGCAUUUAAUUCAGUUUUUUUUUUCAAAAAUUCUAAUUUCUAAAAUAUUGGUUCAGCAUUAAUUCUUUAAUUUUUCUUUUUUUUUUAUUAAUGUGUGUAUUGAUUUUCAUGUUACCAAACACCCUUGCAGAAGGCAAAUGCUACAUAUAUUGACGAGUUGAUGACGAUCACGUCCUCUUUUUGUCUGGGAACAUGUACUGUAUCUACUGUAUAUAAAUGUGUACAUGGUACACAUUAAAGGGCUAAGAGCAGCAUUCAGCAUCCACAUGAAUUAAAUGUGUGAAAGAUGUACCUUCUUAGAAUACUUAUGUAGCAUUCUUCAACAUUUUUUUUUUAGGCUUUUAAUAUUUUUUUGCCAAAUUCAUUAGUGGGCUGUAUACUUAACAUUUGGAUGGAAACUUCAUUGUGUUUAUUUAAAUAAAUUGUGAGAGAAAGAAUGAUGCCGCUUUAGUCCAAAUUUGAUUCAUGACCCCAACGGUCAUAGGUCAUAGGUCAUAACUCUGAGAUCAAAGGGACGGAAAACAUACACACUCGAGGUCAAAGUCCUGUUUCACAUGUCAUAUUUCAAAAUUCAUAAAUCCCGAGCACGUAACAGAUCCUCCUUUUCCCCCCCAUUUCUCUGCGUGUGUGUGUGUGUGUGUGUGUGUGUGUACCCGUACCCCUCGACCCCUCCUCACCCUCCUCUUCUUGCCCCAGUCUCUGUGCCCGUGCGUGAGUGUGCGUGAAUGUUGCUCCCUUUUCUCCUUCUUUGUCAUUAAAACAUGAACAUCAAUAUUCUAUAUUUAUUCACAGGCACUAGUUUCAAGCUCUGUAGCUUUGCCGCUUCCUUGUGUUUUAGUACGCCCAAUUUCUUAUGUAUUUUUUAAAAAAUAAUCACAAUCAAUAUUAUAUAGUUAUUGAGAGGUACUUGGCUCAGCCUCUGUAGCUGGUUUACGGCUUCCUUGUAUUUUAGUAGACCCGAUUCCUUAUGUAAAAAACAAUUUACAGCCUCCGCUACUUCCUUUUCACUCCAGCUUGUUAAAAAUGGAAGGUGGCGAUUUAUGAAUGUUGUGUUAAAAAAAUGAGAAAUUCAUGCGAUGUCAUCAUUACCUUAUAGCGCUCCGCCCAUCAGGCUUGUUUCUGCAUGAACUGAGAGCAACUCUGUGUGCACGUUGAGGCCCGCCCCCAGUACCUCACACCUCACUUGACCCAUCAGUGACCUCGACCCACAGAGCGUUAGGUGUCAUACGGCGAACAUGGAUAGUCAUAAAGAUGUCAAUUUCUUGUCAAGAAAUCAGCCAGGCCAAACCAUAAUAUAUUUGACCCAUCGGUGACCCGCUGAGGGGGUUCACGGACAAGUUAGACAUGUAUAGACAUAUCCUAAUUUUUUUUUGAAGUGUAUUGCAUCGUCACCAUGAUGUCAAGGGGGGUGUGGGUGUGUGACCAAGUAAUAUAAUUUGUAUAUGAUGUAUAAAACUAUUAUUUGUCUUUCAUCAUGGACGUUUUUCUCAUGUAUUGUACCUCUUAUGAUUGUUCUAUUUAUUGAGAGGCAAUAAAAGAAUACAUUUGUAU
Messenger RNA from Dunckerocampus dactyliophorus (ringed pipefish), 6272 nucleotides. It is a transcript of the gene gucy2d, whose product is annotated as guanylate cyclase 2D, retinal. The coding region runs from base 466 to 3954 and encodes 1162 amino acids. Lineage: Eukaryota; Metazoa; Chordata; Actinopteri; Syngnathiformes; Syngnathidae. The transcript is spliced from 19 exons. Gene Ontology annotation, molecular function: protein kinase activity; guanylate cyclase activity; ATP binding. The record is from RefSeq and is a predicted model, not a curated record. Gene Ontology annotation, biological process: intracellular signal transduction; cGMP biosynthetic process; protein phosphorylation.